Colletotrichum truncatum is the source of this 822-nucleotide messenger RNA. RefSeq lists its product as uncharacterized. The record is from RefSeq and is a predicted model, not a curated record. NCBI's taxonomy places the organism in Eukaryota, Fungi, Ascomycota, Sordariomycetes, Glomerellales, Glomerellaceae.
AUGUAUCCUACGCGGGUUCUCCAACUUCUGAUGGUCGCCUCUGUGGCCCAGGCAUCAUGGUUCAACUUCAACAACAAGGCUCAGCCUCGCGAUGAACUUAUCAAGAGACAAUCGGGAACCUCAGCUGCCGCUGAGACCACAACAUCAGCCGCCGCCCCAACCACUUCAUCCGCGGCGCCUGUUACUACCUCGACAUCAGCAGCUCCCGCACCGACGACAACCUCGCCGUCUGUCGCCCCAACCACCACCGCCCCUGCUCCCAGUUCUAGCGCAACCACGCCUGCUACCCCGUCUACUUCCGCCCCCGCUGCCCCGGAGUCCACGACGCUGAGAACUAGUACUACCUCAGCUGCCAACAACCAGGACACCACCUCUGGCGCUGCCACAUCUUCGACCCCAUCCACUACUGCUAAACCCGUUACCUCCACCAUUAGAACAGUUAUCACGACGACGAACUCCGAAGGAAAGGCUACUUCGUUUACCUCCGAGUCUACCGUUACAAGCACCCCUGGUCUUAAUGAAUCAAACUCUGGCGAAUCUUCUUCUGGCAUGUCUGAGACCACCCGUAAUACUGUCAUCGGCGUCGUCGUUGGUGUUGGUGGCGCCAUUGUUCUUGGUGCCCUCGGUUUUGUGGCAUGGAGAAUCUGGGGCAAGAAGAAGCAGGCGGAGGAGAACGACGGCCUGAUGGAGUACAACAAUCAGUAUGGCAAUGAGGCCAAGGCCGAGGCGGGCAACAGCCCAGGCGCCGGACGCACGCCUUUCCAGUCAACUCUUGAGAGCUACCACGCACCGAACCAAGUAAACGCGUCGUCUAACUUCUAA